UGUAAAACGUAUAUUCUCAAAAUAAUGCAAGAGUUUCUGUUUCUCUCUCUUUCUCUCUUCGUGGAAAGUGGCAUUAGGUGCAGCAUUUUUCUGUCCUUGCCAGCAUAUUAUAAGCUCAUUUAAGUUCAUAUAGCAAAAACAAAAACACCCUUUGUAGCAGCCGAUUUGAUUUCUCCACUUCGGUGAAGACCUUGAGGCAUUUACGGAAGGUGGGGUUUGACUUUGUUGGUAAAAGGUGUCAGCUGUGGAGGUUACGGAAGGUCAAGUUUUUGAUUGAUUGGAGUUUCUGUUACCUCUACAGCACUGCAUGUUUCUUGGCUUUUAAUUGAGAUUUUCUUUGGGGGCUUCCAUCGCCGAAUGGAAUUGGAUCUUUCAUCUCAGAUCAACUCGUUCUUCCUGGGUUUUGAGUGGUUUGAGUGGUUUUCUCAUUCCAUGUGGGAAAAAUUUGAUUUUUCAUGAUUCAACUCAACCCCUCGAUUGUUGUUGUUCAUGGGUCUGAGGAAAUCUAGUCCCUGUGACUCUAAUUAGUCUGAGAAGCUUGUUUUGGGACCACCCCUUUUGGCUUUCAGACUUGUUCUCAGUUGUGGAAACAGUGAUUUAGGUGUUUCUAGUUUUCUUCUGAAGAUGGAUGAAGAUAGCAGCAGUUCUUGGUUAAGGAGGGCCAAGUUCUCCCACACAGUUUGUCACCGGUUGGAUUAUUCCAGUUCCAGAUUAGGCUCUUUUAGCAUUCAGCCAAGGACACAACAGAGUUCGGGUCUGAAAUCAAGGCCAGAAGUAACUUUUGUUUCCAAGGCUUCUUCACAGGUUCAGAAAAAGCCUGUAAUGAACAAGCAGAGAUCUUUGUCUCCUUUGCCUCAGACCUCUCUCUCUGAAACCUUCAAGGAAGCCAGGCAUGAGCAGAAGAGGUUCUCAACACCUGGUCCAAGGAGGAAAGAGCAGGAUAAGAGAAUCAUGGGGAAGUUGCUGAACAAGGAUUCUCAUGCGUCCAAUUCCAAGUCGCCUUACAAUAGUCCAAUUACUAAAUCCCCUUACGCCAGUCCAAUUACUAAAUCCCCUUACACCAGUCCAAUUAGGCACUUUGCAUCAAUGAAAUUAAGUGACAAGUCGAAGCAGCGCAAGGAUUCGGGAUGGGCAAAGUAUUUUGACCAUGGUGGAGGAAAGGUUACUGCGGUGGAAACAGCUGAGGAAUGGAAUGUUGACCUCUCUAAGCUCUUUGUUGGUGUCAGGUUUGCUCAUGGGGCUAACAGUAGGCUUUACCAUGGCAUGUAUGAGGAUGAAUCUGUUGCUGUGAAGAUUAUCAGGGUACCAGAUGAUGAUGAAAAUGGAACUUUGGCUGAUCGACUGGAGAAACAAUUCAUUAGAGAAGUCACGCUUUUAUCUCGUCUCCACCAUCAAAAUGUUAUAAAGUUCGUAGCAGCAUGCAGAAAGCCACCUGUUUAUUGUGUUAUCACAGAAUAUCUAUCAGAAGGUUCCUUGAGGGCAUAUUUGCACAAGUUAGAGGGAAAAACUAUUCCUCUUCCAAAGCUUAUUGCUUUUGCUCUGGAUAUUGCUCGUGGAAUGGAAUACAUACACUCUCAAGGUGUCAUUCAUCGAGAUCUUAAACCAGAAAAUGUCCUUAUUAAUGAAGACUUUCACCUGAAAAUUGCUGAUUUUGGCAUUGCUUGUGAGGAAGCAUACUGUGACCUAUUUGCGGAUGACCCGGGUACCUACCGUUGGAUGGCACCUGAGAUGAUCAAACGAAAAUCCUAUGGGAGAAAGGUUGAUGUAUAUAGUUUUGGGCUUAUCUUGUGGGAAAUGGUGACUGGAACUAUACCAUAUGAGGAUAUGACCCCCAUCCAGGCUGCUUUUGCAGUAGUAAACAAGGCAUUUUUGCAUUGUUCCCCUCCUGGAAAAUGUUGAUACCUUCAAAGGUUAAUGUUGUGAACGAAAGGACGUCUUUUCCUUUUUGCAAAGCUUCCUCCACUUUACUUAUAUCGCAACUUAAGUACUCUUUUCCAUUUUCAUCCAUUUAUUUAAUUUUUUCUUGCUUUAUUAAAUUAUUUUAUUUCAAUAUGUUGAGUGAUGAUUAGCGAAGGAAGCAUCAUUCUCCUGACUGAGGACAUCAAUCAUAUUGCCACUGAGUAAAUUGCUAACAAGUUUAUAGCCUGUAUGAUGAUUACCCUUAAUUUUAUAGCUAAACCAAAUGUAUUUUUUAGAUGUAGCUAAAAUCUAUGGUACGUACCUCCUUUGCUUUGAAAACAACAGUGGAAGUAAUAGAAAUUAUUUUCAUCCAUUCGUGAUGUGUAUGACCAACUUAUUAAAAAAGAGGAAAAAAGAAUUGAUGUAACAUACAUUAGUUAAUUUAUAUGAAGUUGUUACACACGUCUCUGUUUCAUCAAGUGAUGUUGCAUUACCAAUAAAGGAGCUUACUGAAUUCUUAGGAUCAUCAUGUGUAGGGUAAUUGUGGGAAAUAUGUUGCUAGUGAAAACUAUAAUGACACUGUUUACCUAUGUAAUUCUAAUACUUAUGUG
Messenger RNA from Cajanus cajan (pigeon pea), 2510 nucleotides. RefSeq names its product serine/threonine/tyrosine-protein kinase HT1. The record is from RefSeq and is a predicted model, not a curated record. Gene Ontology annotation, biological process: protein phosphorylation. Lineage: Eukaryota; Viridiplantae; Streptophyta; Magnoliopsida; Fabales; Fabaceae. Gene Ontology annotation, molecular function: protein serine/threonine kinase activity; ATP binding.